Molecule: messenger RNA, 1911 nt
Organism: Grosmannia clavigera kw1407
Lineage: Eukaryota; Fungi; Ascomycota; Sordariomycetes; Ophiostomatales; Ophiostomataceae
Product: phospholipid:diacylglycerol acyltransferase
Exons: 2
Coding region: 1-1911 (636 amino acids)
Biological process (GO): triglyceride biosynthetic process; lipid storage
Cellular component (GO): perinuclear endoplasmic reticulum; cytoplasm
Molecular function (GO): phospholipid:diacylglycerol acyltransferase activity
Source: RefSeq, a predicted model, not a curated record
AUGGCUGCUUCUCUUCGGCGACGAGGAGCGGGGGCCAAGAACGGCGCAGAGGUGGCAAGUGCCACAGAACCCGACGAACCCAGCCGUCUUGAUAAUGGCCCCGAAGCCGGUAGAAAAAGGGAUCACACUGUCGAAACUGCACAGCGAAUCGCCCAUUCAAAUAACCGGGGCAAGAAGCGUCGCAACACGUUCGUUUUUCUGCUUGGCAGCUUGUUUGGACUUGUAGCCGCCGGAUUCUUUGCCAAGAGCAGCGAUCUCAUAGACUUUCCCGAGAUCGGGGAUCUCAGCAUGGACAGCUUUUUGGAUGUCCUGCCGGCUGGAUUGGUGAAAGACAUGCGAGACCUCGUGAAUGGGGAACGCGACUUCCUGGACAGUUAUGAUGCGUUUUCUGUCGGACUCAAGGCAAAGGCCGAAGGCCUUAGUGUCAACCACUCGAUCAUCAUGAUUCCGGGUGUCAUCUCCACGGGUCUCGAGUCAUGGGGUACUGCCAAUGUUUCGCGACAAUAUUUCAGGAAGAGACUCUGGGGAAGCUGGAGUAUGAUGCGCGCGCUUGUACUGGAUAAGGAUAACUGGAAAAAGCACAUCAUGCUCGAUGAGAAGACCGGGCUUGAUCCGCCCGGCAUCAAGCUGCGCGCCGCUCAAGGUUUUGAUGCAACGGACUUUUUUAUUACGGGAUACUGGAUCUGGAACAAGAUAUUUGAGAACCUGGCAUCGCUAGGCUAUGACCCGACCAACUCGUUCACAGCAGCCUACGACUGGCGCCUGUCGUAUGCUAAUCUCGAGACGCGUGAUCAGUAUUUCAGUCGUCUCAAGACGUACAUUGAAAUGGCCGUACACUCCUCUGACAGGAAAGUUGUACUAGUAUCGCACAGCAUGGGCAGCCAGGUUUUGUUCUACUUCUUCCAUUGGGUUGCCUCGUCCCGCGGCGGCCAUGGCGGUCCCGAUUGGGUAGAGAAGCAUGUCGAUUCGUGGAUAAACGUGAGCGGCUGCAUGCUCGGGGCAGUCAAGGGCCUGCCCGCGGUCUUAUCGGGCGAGAUGCGGGAUACGGCGCAGUUGAAUUCGUUUGCGGUUUAUGGCCUGGAGAAGUUUCUUAGCAAGGAAGAGCGGGCCGAGAUAUUCCGUACUAUGCCAGGGAUCUCAUCAAUGCUCCCCAUCGGCGGCGACGCCGUAUGGGGCACGGUAGAGGACGGUGCACCCGAUGAUCAACCGGGACAGGAACAGAGCUUCGCCACACUGCUAAAUUUUCGAGCGGCCGACAAUUGGACUGUGCCACACCACAAUCUGACCGUCGACGGCGCUUUGAAGCACCUUUUCAAUACUUCCGAAGAUUGGUACCGGGAGCAGGUGAAGUCGAGUUACUCACACGGUAUCGCCCAUACGUCUGCGGAGGUGGAAGCAAAUGAGGAUGAUCCGAGUAAAUGGAUCAACCCGCUAGAGACCCGACUGCCACUUGCUCCGAAUUUGAAGGUAUACUGUUUCUAUGGUGUCGGGAAGUCGACGGAGCGAGCAUAUUACUACCGGUCUCCCGAGCUCACUACCAUGGCUAAGCUCAACAUCACCAUUGAUACGACAGUGAUGCAGAGUGAGGCGAUUGACCAUGGUGUCAUCCUAGGCGAGGGGGACGGGACGGUCAAUUUGCUGAGCACUGGGUACAUGUGCAAUCGGGGCUGGAACAUUCGCAGGUACAAUCCAGCCGGCGCAAAAAUUGUCGUCGUUGAGAUGCCACAUGAGCCAGAGAGGUUCAAUCCCCGAGGAGGUCCGAACACGGCAGAUCACGUUGAUAUUCUAGGAAGGCAAACACUCAACGAAUUGAUCCUUAGGGUGGCAGCGGGUCAUGGCGACACGAUCCAAGACAGUGUGGUUAGCAAUAUCAACCAGUACGCUGAUAAAGUCGGGGUGUAUGAGGAGUAG